GACUGGGCUGGAGUCGCGCGUGCAGCUCUCAGGGAGGCAGCUGGGCGUCCAGAGCUGUGGCUGCAACGCGCAGCUGGCAGGGAAUCUCGCCGGGCCACGCAAUUGCCUCCUCUGGGGCCUCCAGGAACCUCUCCGCGCUCUCCUUACCAGUCAGGUCCCAGCAGUCACCACCGACCGUGGCCUGGGUUGCAUUUGCUGCUACUCUGUGCCCGGGACAGAGGGACGCCCGCCCUGUCACGUGUGUCCAAGUCCUCCGCCAGCCGGGGCAGCGUGGUUCCCAUGGUUCAAGGCUGUUGAUGGAGAAGUGGGCGGAUGACAGCCGGGACUGUGGUCAUCACUGGGGGCAUCUUGGCAACUGUGAUUCUGCUCUGUAUCAUCGCUGUUCUGUGCUACUGUCGGCUUCAGUACUAUUGCUGCAAGAAGGACGGAUCCGAGGAGGACGAGGAGGAGCCCGACUUCGCCGCGCCCUCUUACCUGCCGCCCCUACAUUCCAACCGCAACCUUGUGUUGACCAACGGGCCCACCCUCUACCCAGCUGCCGCCACCUCCUUCAGCCAGAAGUCCCCACAGGCCCGCGCCCUCUGCCGCAGCUGCUCCUACUACGAGCCACCCACCUUCUUCCUGCAGGAGCCAGAGGAGGACGACUUUGAGGGUGUGCGCAACGGUGGGGGCCGUGUGGCCUACAAAAGCAUCAGCCAGGAGGACGUGGAGCUGCCCCCAGCGACCUUUGAGGGCCUGCAGGCGCUCAACCCCAACCGCCUCUCAGCCAUGCGUGAGGCCUUUUCCCGAAGCCGCAGCGUUAGCACCGAUGUUUGACAGGCCUCCAUACUGCCGAGGCAUCCAGCCUUGGAAGGUCUUGAGAUCAUGGCAGGAUCCCCAUGGCAUGCCCUGGCCCCAUGCCCAGACCUCUGCUCAGCCAUGUCUUCCCUCUAUCCCUGUACUAGGGGCUCUAGGCAUGGGGAAUCCCCAGACCCUUUACAGGGAUAAAGUCCAAUGAAUCAGGUGUGGCAGCUCCUAGGGACAGCUGACCCAAGAAGGGAGGCAGGGGUCAGGAGGAUAAGGUAAUGCAGUGUUGGGGCACAGGUACUAGGUCCUGUUCCCAGGAAGUAAGAAGAUGGCUAGUGUCAACCCCAACAACUUGUCUGUCUCUGGCUUCAUGGCCUUAACUUGGCUUUGGGCUUUUUACCUGCUCAAGGGAGCAGGGGCUUCACUGGCUGCCAGUGGCCCUCAAGCAUGAACCUUCCUUAGAGACGGUGGACCAAAUAAACUGUCCCCUCGCCCUGUCUCCCCCUUCCCAUCCUUCUCCUCACCCUCUCUCCAUUCCUUCUCCGAGCCUCUCUGACUCACGCUCCUGAACCUGGGUGCCAAGCAUCUGCCCCAAGCUUAAAAUACCCAUUGUGCUGCCCCCCCCCCCGCCCGAGAAUGGACAAGUCUCCCUGUAGAAGGCAGAGUUUUAGGAGACAGCAGUGUUCUUGGGACGCUUUCUCUACCCAAUCUGCUUUUCCAUGAGAGAAAAGGGGACGCUACUCUGGGAGGGUUGACACUCAAAUUUACACGUCCAGUAUUCAUCCCUAAACCCAGUUGACCACAGACACAUCUAGCAAGGUUGCUGAUGCACUGGAGGUGGCCCAGCUAUGCAAUAGGGGUCUCAGGUGUGACUCCUGGGCAGGCCACCCCAUCCAUGGGCUUGCAUCCCCAUGUAGGUAGUGGGGGGUGGGAGGGGGGUAGCUGACUGCAGAAAGCCCUUGAAACUUUGGUCCUCGGUGGGAACUGAGGUCCCUGGGAGAGCUGAGCUAUAGAUCAUCCACUUCCUGUUUCCUGCUUGGAAUGAGGCCCCAGGCCUAGACAGCCAGAGCUGGCUGCCCCUGUAUGGAAGCCCCGUCUCUACCCACACAGCUCCAAGCCCUCCUCCUCUGAAUGAGGACUUGGUGUCAGGUAACCACUCCUUGAGGGUGCCCCAAGCCCAGGACCUCGGCCCUCAGGAGUGCAGUUCUCUGCUCUGAAAGAGACACCAUUCUUGGUGGCACAGCCUCAAGAGGCCCUUCUAUUUGGGACCCUAGUUCAUCUCCAAGCCCUGCAAUGGAGCCCGAGACGAGCAGGUGCCCCGUGAAGGUGCCUUCCUAUAGAACAGCGGCCACUCCUGAGCCAGAUACCACAGCAGGACCCUCCACCCUUGCUAGUGAGGAUCUGCUGUCUUUGGCAUUCUGAAUUUUUUUUCUCCUUUUCUUUUCCUUGCCUUAGUUUGGUCUUGCUAACAGAAUCUACCCUUAGAAUCAUAGAAGUCCCCAACCUUUCCCCUCUACUUCCUUUGUCCCAUUCUACCCCUUGGUAUCAGUCCCUUGCAUUACUUGGGGUAUGGGUGACGCAGGGAGGGGGGCUCUGGGCUGUUCUGUCUUUGUCUCCUAGCCCCUCGCCUUUUUUAACCUCCAGCGUCUCUGUAUAGCUCCAUAGACAUCCUCCAAGUGAAUUAAGCAUUCAUCCCUACCAGCUCACUCAACACCACCAUGAGACCUGCCAGGGACCCACCAAGCACCCUGAAAAAAGCAAAAGCCAAUAAAUUUGUUUCCCACACCAUGGCACUAGACUGCCUGUUUGUCCAUCCACUGGGCACUGUCAGGCACAGACCCUCUCUGGAACCAGACAGAGUUCACCUUCCCAGCCCAGUUGGUGAGUUCUAGCUCUGAACAGAGGGGCUGGUAAGAGUUCUCAGGCAAACAGGGCAUUAUACCAAGUCACCUUUGUUUCUCAGUGCCCCCAAUGGCUUUCAAGAUUGUCAUUCAACAAUUUUAAGAGCAGACUUGACAUGAUGGGUUGUGUUUCUUGAGGACAAGUGGCUGACUGUCCCUGAGCUUGCAUCAGCUUAGUGGGACACUCAUGCUACCCACCUCAAAAUUGAUUAAACUAGUCAGUGCUGGGGACAUGCCUGACACAGCCUGGCAUGGCUAGGUAUAAACCAAAGGCCAACAGAGAGGAGUGUGGGAUAAGGUAAAGAGGGAGGAAAUCAGGAGGGGAGGGAGCCUGGAAGAAAGUAACGAUGGGUCUUAGGUGUGGUGGAGGCCCAGCCGCUGAGACCCAAGGAAACUGCUCUAAGCCCAGCUGGUGACCCAAAGUACAGCCAUCUCCCAAAUUGCUAACUUCUGGCUUUGGGGGACAAAAAUAAAAUCUCUAGGGGCGGCUAUCUUGAUCCAGUCCCUGUGGACACAGAGGAGCAAUAGUGUGCUGGACUGUGUGGCUACCUCUGUUUCCUCCCAAACCCUAAACACUUCAGCAACAGAGCUGUAUGACAGACCUAUCUGGGGCAGUCAUCAGUGUCCCUACUACCUGAGCCCAGGGGACUCCUCCAUGGUGUUGAGACUGACUAACCGCUGCCAUCUCAGACUCUGCC
This is a messenger RNA of Microtus ochrogaster (prairie vole), 3385 nucleotides long. RefSeq names its product family with sequence similarity 163 member B (gene Fam163b). The record is from RefSeq and is a predicted model, not a curated record. NCBI's taxonomy places the organism in Eukaryota, Metazoa, Chordata, Mammalia, Rodentia, Cricetidae.